AUGAAUGAUUCUACUUUGAUUGCUAUGACUUGUGUAAAGACCCCUCCAAGCAACAUGCCAACUCCAAUUCCAGGCUUCCUCCUCCCACGAGGACCCCCAUCCGCCCUCAUGCUGCGCGCUCUGCAGCGCCAAAAUGCACGCAGCUUCAGCUCAACAAGUGCCGCCUUGAAGAAAGCCAAGAGCACAACCCCAAAGCCCCGAGUCCUCGAAAAACCCGACCGAUUCCGUCCCCCAUCUCACCCCCAGCGUCUCGUGACCCCCUCGCCGAAGGGCGCACCACCCGGCCAACCAUUCGAAUAUGGCCCGCGAGCAACCGAGAAAGAGCGCGUCGAGCAAAGCCAAACGCAGUACCCUGGCAUGUUCCCGCCGGAGGGAACGGUCAUGCACCGAUUCCUGACAAGCAAAUGGAUCCACAUCUGGAUCUCAAUGAGCGUCCUCAUGGCCUGUGCAGGCUUCACAUUCUCAACAAACUUCAAAGCAACUUCUCCAUUCGCACACCUCCUUCCACCAUGGUCUGGUCUCUUGACUUCGCCGUUCUCCACCAUCGGUCAAGCAUUCAGUGUGUGGCGCAUGCAUGUGCAGCAUAACUCUAUGCGCGUGCGCGAGCAGCGUCAUCGCCGUGUCGAGGACGCCGAGAAGAGAAAGCAGUACCGUAUUGCGCAUGGGUUGGAGGAGCCUGAGAAAAAUCUUGACGAAGACGUGGUUUCACAGUCCCCUGUUGCGGAGCCUGCUGUUGCGGCACCCGCUGGUGAUGUGUAUGUUGACUUCGAGGGAAAUCAGAAGCCUGUCAAGAAGUGGUUUGGCAUUUGGUGA
This is a messenger RNA of Penicillium salamii, 813 nucleotides long. Lineage: Eukaryota; Fungi; Ascomycota; Eurotiomycetes; Eurotiales; Aspergillaceae. The record is from the annotation of a GenBank genome assembly.